CAGAUUUCAAUGGUUUCCCACAUUUCAGGUAUGACAUUUCCUCACUUUCGUUUAUUGCUUCAUCCUAUUGUGUUCACACUGAUUUCUGCAGAUUAAUAAUUGUUCUUGUUCUUGGCCCUCUUUUUUUUCCUGCAAUUUGUUUCAUGAUUAAAAAAAGACAACAUUUUUGGUAUCAUUUUCUGUAUCAGGUAUGGAUUUUUGAUUACCAGUGAUCACUCACUUGAGCCAUAAGAUCCUCUAAUGAAAUCGAACUAAAAAAGAUUAAAUUUGAUCGGUUAGUGUUGUUAGAAGUGGUAAAAGAGAGUGGUAAGUUACUGAAAAUGGUUUUUCUUGCUAAUCAGGAUUAGUUUAGAUCUAAGCAGAGUUAGUUAGUGUCGAAGCUCGAAAAAACAAUAGUCUUGGCCUUUGUGUUUAUGCCUGCAUAUGAAAACUUUGAUUUCGUUUUUCGAUUCGACCCGUUUUUUGUAGUAUAUGUUUCAUGGAAUCUUCAAAUAAGUGUAGCUUCCUAUUCUCGAAACGUCUCUUUUUGGGUACUUCGAGACCCAAGUUCUUCGUGAAAUUUGAAUUCUGUUGGAUUUUACAGGAUUUGUUGUUCUUCUUCUUCUUGUUGUAGAUAUUCAUGAAGUACUCAAUGCAAAAAAAGCCCUUUUUUUGUGUAGAGAAUAUUGUUUGGAAAUAUCCUCAGUUUCUAACAUAUUUGGUCAAAGUUCUACAGAGACAGUGGGGGGAAAAGAUUUCCAGUACAUCACAGGGGAAAAAAUGGAGAUGUCUCACAGCAGUUCAAAUGGCUGUUGCCUUUUUCUUGUUGUUCUGCUGAUAUUGUCAACACUUUCUCAAACCUCCUCACAAGCUAAUAAUGUGUUGAAAACAUCCACUUUCCUAUCACCCAAGUUUGAAUUACAACCCGGGUCAGUCGAAAACAAGAUCUAUUACAACAUCGACUUCCCGAAAGGUCAUAUUGCAGUGAAAAGAUUUGAUGCAGAAGUGGUAGAUGAAGCGGGAAACUCGGUCCCGCUUCAUGAAACCUACAUGCACCACUGGCUUGUUGCGAGAUACUAUAUCCGGAAAGGCGUUGAGAAUCCAAAGUACCAUUCUCCCGAUUUGGGCUUCCACCAAUCGGAUUUUAUUAUGGUAAAGAACUCGGGUCUCUGUGGAAAUGGACUCGUACAAUAUUUCGGGCUCGGAUCCGAGACGAGGAAAACGGACACCCACAUUCCGGACCCGUAUGGGAUAGAAGUUGGCAAUGUUGAAGAGGUUCCGGAAGGUUAUGAGGAGGGGUGGCUACUUAAUGUCCAUGCAAUCGAUACACGUGGCGCGGUGGACAAGUUGGGGUGCACAGAAUGUCGGUGUGGCCUUUAUAAUGUGACCGUGGAUGAGCACGGGAAGGCUAUAGAGAGAGAUUAUAUUGGGGGGUUGAGAUGUUGCGCGGAUGGGACAAGGUGCAGGGUAAAAAAGGGAUUUGAGAGUGGUAAAAAGAGAGGUUUAUAUCUGAAGUACAAUGUCACGUAUGUUGAAUGGGACGAUUCCUCCUCCAUUGUGCCCGUCAAAAUUUAUAUAUUUGAUGUCACUGAUACUUGGGGGAAAAUGGAUGGCACAACAAAAGUGCCUUCCAAAGGGCACAACUGCAAGAUUGAAUAUGAUGUUCCCAUAUGCCCAUCCAAUGUGGAUAAAGAGAACUGCAUUCAUACCCAAAGUGCAGUUUCGAGUUUGCCAACUGGUGGCGAUGUCAUCUAUGCCGUGUCCCACCAGCACACGGGAGGGGUUGGCUCAGUUCUCUAUGGAGAGGACGGACGCACACUAUGCUCGUCACACCCAAUGUUUUGUUGUCUACAUUGACAAUUCCUUUUGAAAGUCCAAUUUUACCCUUUUGUUUUCUUCAAUCUAUUUCAAUGCGAAAACUGUCAAAACAAGAGUUUCUUGAAUGGUUUUAGGACGGACGCACACUAUGCUCGUCACACCCAAUAUAUGGUGAGGGCAAGGAAGCCGGGAACGAAGAGGGUUACAUAGUGGGGAUGACGACCUGUUAUCCAAAGCCCGGUUCGGUUAAGAUUGCAAAGGGGGAAAAGCUAACCUUUGUGUCUAACUACAGCAGCAGCCAGUCCCACACUGGAGUCAUGGGGCUUUUCUACAUUUUGGUUGCUGAACCUCUGCACAAUUCCCAUUCUGCCCUUCAUGAGAGAGGUGAGAGGGUGGGCCCAAUGAGUGGUAUUUGGGCUUUGGUGGCAUUGUGUGGGGUUGCAGGGCUUAUUGCUGCCAUUGCUGUGAUGAUCAAAACAAGUUCCAAAAGAGAAGAUGGUUAUGAACCUAUGGUUGCAUGAUUGUGCCGUGUUUGGCUGUAACACAAUUGGCAUUUUGUGGGGUAGUGCUUUUUGUUUUGGUGCCCUUAAUUAUGUGUGUAUGUCCUUAAGUAAGUAAUAUGUUUACUAGGAGUGUUCAAGAAUAUCCUACCUGAAGAAUCCCCGUAAGUACCCGAACUCGGAAGAAAGCAUUGUCGUGUCUCUCGUGCAAGAAGUUAAAGGUUUUAUUUAGCUUCUGAACGUAUGUACUCUCGUUUUGUUGAGUGUGGAUACCAUAUAUUUGGAUGUACGUUGUUUUUCGUAUAUUCAAUGAAUAAUCGUUAUGAAU
Molecule: messenger RNA, 2625 nt
Organism: Cuscuta campestris
Lineage: Eukaryota; Viridiplantae; Streptophyta; Magnoliopsida; Solanales; Convolvulaceae
Source: the annotation of a GenBank genome assembly